UGAUAUGAAAAGUCCACACCGAGGCCGUCACAGACAAUUUGAAACUGGAUUUGGCCUGCUCGGCUUGCCUUGCCUUGAGUGAAUGGGUAAAAGUUUGCUAUAUUUAAUAUUGGGCCCAUGACACGAGUGGUUGUUGAACUUGAAAUCAACAAAACUAAACUAGGGUUUUCGUUUUUGGGUGCUUUCCUCUCUCAAAUUUCAAAUCUCAUCAGGUCGCCGACGACGACAUGGGGAGGAGACCUGCAAGGUGUUAUCGGCAAAUCAAGAACAAGCCAUACCCAAAAUCUCGAUACUGCCGUGGUGUCCCGGAUUCUAAGAUCAGAAUUUAUGAUGUUGGUAUGAAAAAAAAAGGUGUUGAUGAGUUUCCUUUCUGUGUCCAUCUUGUCAGUUGGGAGAAAGAGAAUGUCUCAAGUGAGGCAUUGGAGGCUGCUCGAAUUGCCUGCAACAAGUAUAUGGCCAAAUUUGCUGGGAAGGAUGCUUUCCAUUUGAGAGUGAGGGUUCAUCCCUUCCAUGUUCUGCGGAUCAACAAGAUGCUUUCAUGUGCUGGUGCUGAUAGGCUUCAGACUGGAAUGAGGGGUGCUUUUGGGAAACCUCAAGGAACAUGUGCAAGGGUCAACAUUGGUCAGGUCCUGCUUUCUGUUCGUUGUAAGGACAGCAACAGUCAUCAUGCACAGGAGGCCCUCCGCCGUGCAAAGUUCAAGUUUCCAGGUCGUCAAAAGAUUAUUGUUAGCAGGAAGUGGGGAUUUACCAAGUUCAGCCGUGCUGAUUAUCUGAAGUGGAAGUCUGAGAACAGGAUUGUGCCAGAUGGUGUCAAUGCAAAGCUUCUUGGAUGUCAUGGACCUUUGGCUGCACGUCAACCUGGAAGAGCUUUUCUAGAUGCAUCAACUUAGACUCUUGGCUAUCUAGAAAAUUUUGAAGUGCUCUCAUAAAGCUCUUGUUGGACUCAUUUUUAGCUUAUUAUUGUAGUUGGUUGUGUAUCUUUUCCUCAUGGUUGAACAGACCUUGUUCUGGUUCAGAAUAUUUGGUUUUUGUGGAUUGUUAUUCACACUAUGGCACUGAGUUUGUUAUGGAAUUGCAGUUUAUUA
This is a messenger RNA of Durio zibethinus, 1085 nucleotides long. RefSeq names its product large ribosomal subunit protein uL16. Gene Ontology annotation, cellular component: ribosome. Gene Ontology annotation, biological process: translation. Lineage: Eukaryota; Viridiplantae; Streptophyta; Magnoliopsida; Malvales; Malvaceae. Gene Ontology annotation, molecular function: structural constituent of ribosome. The record is from RefSeq and is a predicted model, not a curated record.